This is a messenger RNA of Ciona intestinalis (vase tunicate), 586 nucleotides long. NCBI's taxonomy places the organism in Eukaryota, Metazoa, Chordata, Ascidiacea, Phlebobranchia, Cionidae. The record is from RefSeq and is a predicted model, not a curated record.
CAUCCUUGUCUAUUUGCUUAUAUUCUGGGUAGUGCUAUCGGUGUUGAUGAUGAUCAAAUGACCGACGGAAAAAUUAGCCGAGUUAUAAUGGAUUUCGAGGCAAAACAAGCCGAGUGUAGAGUAAGUCAUGGGUGGGACUGGUACUAUGGAUAUUCCGCCACAUGCGAGCCCUGUAGUGACGGAUGUGUUGAACCGACUGAUAAUAUGAAGAAAACUUGUUAUAUGUUCUGUUAUGAGUUCAUGGUUCAACAAAUGAAAGAUAAAGAGAUCCAACUAAAGCUGAAGAUAGCCAAUGAGUACGACUUAGCAAGAGAGGAAGAACAAUCAAGAAUAAACAAAAGUCACGAAACUUGGCUGACGAUACUCUCUGUUGGUUUCGGCGUAGUGUUCGCCUUACUGGUUAUCGUGGCUGCUGUCUGUUAUUACAAAUACCGCAAAGCGUUCAACAGAAAUCACCCAGUUCAACAAAACAGCGAUGAUAAAUACGAAGAAGGUCUUAUUAACGGAAGUGGUUCUUCACUUGAAUCGCAGCAAUCUGGAGUUUAGAUCCGCGGGACACAGAUGUACAAAAGAUUUUAAUUACACA